CGAAACAAUCCCAUCACCUCUCCCACUCCAUAACACUGCUCAAGGGGUUUCUUGAAGGACUAAUUUUUGUGUCAAACUCUGGAAUUCGAUUUAGAUCUAUUUCUAUUAUAACCAGUCUCGAGCACCGGCGAGAAAAAUGUACGGAUUUGAAGCGCUCUCCUUCAACAUCCAUAGUGGUUACCUGGAGGCGAUCGUGCGGGGACACAGAGCUGGUCUGCUCACCGCCUCCGAUUACAACAACCUCUGCCAGUGCGAAACCCUCGAUGACAUUAAGAUGCACCUCUCAGCCACCGAAUAUGGCCCUUACCUCCAAAACGAACCCUCUCCGCUGUACACAACUACGAUUGUGGAGAAAUGCACUCUUAAACUUGUAGACGAGUAUAACCACAUGUUAUGCCAAGCUACGGAGCCUCUGUCAACUUUUUUGGAGUACAUAAGAUAUGGUCACAUGAUUGACAAUGUUGUCCUAAUUGUCACUGGAACAUUGCACGAAAGAGAUGUCCAGGAAUUGCUGGAGAAGUGUCACCCUUUGGGCAUGUUUGACAGCAUUGCCUCCUUAGCAGUGGCACAAAAUAUGAGGGAGCUUUACAGGCUAGUGCUUGUUGACACCCCAUUGGCCCCGUAUUUCUCACAGUGCAUUACUUCAGAGGACUUGGAUGACAUGAAUAUUGAGAUUAUGAGGAAUACCCUUUACAAGGCGUACCUUGAAGACUUUUACAAGUUCUGCCAGAAAUUGGGUGGUGCCACUGCAGAGAUCAUGUCCGACUUGCUUUCUUUUGAGGCUGACCGAAGAGCUGUUAAUAUAACUAUAAACAGCAUUGGCACUGAGCUUACUAGGGAAGACCGCAAGAAGUUAUAUUCUAAUUUUGGUCUACUUUAUCCCUAUGGUCAUGAGGAACUUGCCAUCUGUGAAGAUAUUGACCAGGUUCGUGGUGUCAUGGAAAAAUACCCUCCAUACCAAUCAAUAUUCACGAAAUUAUCCUAUGGGGAGAGCCAGAUUCUUGACAAGGCUUUUUAUGAGGAAGAAGUCAAACGCCUGUGCUUGGCAUUUGAGCAGCAGUUCCACUUCGGCGUAUUUUUUGCAUAUGUAAGGUUGAGAGAGCAAGAAAUCAAGAACUUGAUGUGGAUAUCUGAAUGUGUGGCUCAGAACCAAAAGUCCAGAGUGCAUGAUAGUGUUGUUUUCAUAUUUUGAUUUUCAUAAACGGUAUUUGUUGUAUUCAUCAUCUAUAUAAUCUUCUUUGUGAGUUUGUGUAAGAUAAGUUCUUUGGGGACCAGUCGUGUCCCGUUGGAGCAAAUUGCUGAGAGCCUCUUGAGUUUAUAAAAUUUUUAGUGAGACAUUCUUCCACACGCGAAGCAAUUGCUUUUGCUUAAUAAGUCCAUAUGUAUGUAAGUUUGAAAUCUCAAGCAAGCUGGUUGUUUUUGUGAUUUGUAUUUUAAAUUUGUUAAUAUAACUAUGUCGUAUUGAAGUUGUU
Molecule: messenger RNA, 1472 nt
Organism: Cuscuta europaea
Lineage: Eukaryota; Viridiplantae; Streptophyta; Magnoliopsida; Solanales; Convolvulaceae
Source: the annotation of a GenBank genome assembly